CCUACAACUUCAAGUGAGUGUUAUAUAUAACAUACAUUAUGCUUGUGCACCUUCCACUUUAUUCUCGUAAUCAUUGAGCUAUGUUUGUGCAGUUUCCACUUUAUUCUCCUAAUCAUUGAUCUUCACCUUGGAGUCGUAAAAGUCAUGGACUCGAAACGUAAAGAAUAUGCGGAAUGGGCGGACAUGGCUGCCAUCCUCCAGAGGGCUUGGAAACGGUUCAUCAAUACUGUUCCGGGUAAAUGGAAACCGGAGCUUACAUUUGAAGAUUACACUUGUAUGAGGCAGGAACAAGGGAAUAACUUAUGUGGAUACUACGUCUGCACCUUCAUGCGUGACAUGGCCUGUCCCAAGGGUGGGGAUGCCCAAAUACACCACACUCGUAUGACACGCCUGCGGGACACUUUCAUAACAGCGGAUCAAAUAAAAGCAAUUCAAGAGGAAAUCGCGGGAUUCUUUAUUACCGAGGUCCUUACCCCAGGUGGAGAGCACUAUCGGAAGAUCGUGACGGCGGAGGAUAUUCGUCGAGGAGAUGUUGUAUUGUAAAUAUGCAUGCAUUACGUGUACUGUGUUGACUAUGUCGUGUACUGUUGACGAUGUCUAUAUAUAUUCAUGACGAUUUUUUGUGGUUUCUUGAAUGAUAUAUAUGCAUUGCUGAA
Lolium perenne is the source of this 656-nucleotide messenger RNA. The record is from RefSeq and is a predicted model, not a curated record. NCBI's taxonomy places the organism in Eukaryota, Viridiplantae, Streptophyta, Magnoliopsida, Poales, Poaceae.